Messenger RNA from Candidozyma pseudohaemuli, 891 nucleotides. RefSeq lists its product as uncharacterized. Lineage: Eukaryota; Fungi; Ascomycota; Pichiomycetes; Serinales; Metschnikowiaceae. The coding region runs from base 1 to 891 and encodes 296 amino acids. The record is from RefSeq and is a predicted model, not a curated record. The transcript has a single exon.
AUGCAGCUUUCCAACGUCGCCUUAGCCUCCAUCGUCUCCGCCGCCGCCGCCGAGUCCACCAACACCUUCAUCUUCUCCAGAGACCACAACACCUACACCGUGACUCUCCAUGGCUCCAAGGCUGAACAUCUCACCACCACCCACAUGACCAUCGAACGUCCCCACCACACGCUCACCAAGACCUUCUUCACGUGGAUGGGCCCGGGCUCUGCACCCACCGACGUCGACUACGACACUGACAGUGACACUGAUUCCAGUGACAGUGACACCGACUCCGACUCGGACGACGACAUCACCACAGGCUCGUCCAAGACCUACAUCUUUUCGUACCCACACAACACGUACACCAAGACGCUCUACGGAGAAAAGGCCCAGCAUCUCACAACCACACACAUGACCAUCGAGAAGCCUAACCACACGCACACCAAGACCUUUUUUACUUGGAUGGGUCAGGGCGCCCAACCCAGCGGUAUCGAUGAGAUGAACUCGGAGAUGGACGGGUCCGACGGUGUUGCUGGUGCUGCUGUUGCCACGGACUCGGCUUCGUCCGGUUCGGGUUCGGCUUCUGCCUCUGGAUCCGCCAGAAUCACCUCUUCUGCGACUUCAGGUUCUUCAACCUCCAGUGGCUCCAACACUAGAUCCGCUUCUGGUUCCGCUUCCGGUUCCGCUUCCGGCUCGGCAUCGCUGGGCAGCGCUUCUAACUCGAGAUCCUCCGGUUCCUCAUCUGCUGCCUCUGGAUCUGCUGCCUCUGGAUCAGGUUCUGCCUCUGCUGCCAAUUCGGGAUCCUCGUCGGCCCCCUCGUCCUCCGCCUCAUCCUUCGACAACGCAGCAGGGUCUGUGGUCUUUGGCGCCGGCAGCUUGGCCGCUGGAAUUGCCGUUUUGCUUUUAUAA